Dracunculus medinensis (Guinea worm) is the source of this 852-nucleotide messenger RNA. The record is from the annotation of a GenBank genome assembly. NCBI's taxonomy places the organism in Eukaryota, Metazoa, Nematoda, Chromadorea, Rhabditida, Dracunculidae.
AUGUUUGAGAUCUUCACCGACGGUAUAACGUUACUAAAUAUUUUAUCGAUAUUCGCUUUUUUUAUCACCGUGGGAUUAUUUCUCAGUUGCAUAGGUAUUUGCCGACAAAUAUGGAAGAGAAAAGAUACGAAAGAAAUAAGUGGAGGACCAUUUACUAUGGGAGUCAUUGGAGGUUCUUGUUGGUGGACAUAUGGGCAUCUCAAAAAUGAUAAGACAGUACUUGCUGUUACAAGUGUUCAAAUUCUUCUUUAUUCAUCCUAUUUGAUAUUCUAUUGGAUAAUGUCUAAGAAAAAGACCAAAUCGUCGCUGAUGGUUGGAAUUGUUUUAAUUGUAAUCACAAUAUUAUACUUACUUAUUAAACUAUUUGAGACGAGAGCUCGACAUCCACUAGGCAUUAUAUGUCUUCUUCUUAAUACAUUUGAUUUUGGAACACCUCUUCUAGGAUUGAAAUAUGUCUUGAGAAAUGGUUCAACAAGGACACUUCCACUACCUCUUUGCACCGCGAAUUAUCUUGUUUCAGCAAUAUGGUUUGCCUAUGGUGCACUAAAGGAAGAUAUAUAUUUAAUGAUUCCCAAUGGAUUCGGCUCAGUUCUUUCCUUUGGACAAUUACUACUUUUUGUUAUUUUUCCUCGCAAAGAGGGCCAACAAAGUCCAUUGAGGAAAAUUCUUGCACUGGGAAAUCGUAGCAAGAUAGAAGAUAUGGAACCUGAUUCUGUCAAAGUGAUUGAUGGUGAUGGCAACAAACUUGCUCAAAAGCAGAAUUGGUCUGUGAGAAUCAUAGCUAAUGUUACCGAUGAAUUCGAUAGGUUAUUCGAGAAGCAAAUAGUUAAAAAGCAGUCAGUUUUUGGUUAA